AUGUCUUUUAUCAUUUUGCCUGUGUCAGAUACGCAAACUUCAAUUGGCCCAAUAGUAUCCUGAUUUGUUUAAAUAUUCCUUGCGUCAGGGUAUCAUGCUAAACAAUGGGAAUAACAAGCAACAAUAUUAGAAGUCGUGAAUAAUACUACAAUCGUGCAUGUAUAGAAAGCGACUGUAAGUCAGACAGGAGUAGUGAGGACUUCUGUAAGUCAGACAGGAGAUAGUGAGGACUUCUGUAAGUCAGACAGGAGAUAGUGAGGACUUCUGUAAGUCAGACAGGAGAUAGGGAGGACUUCUGUAAGUCAGACAGGAGAUAGUGAGGACGUCAGUCUUUGAUUGUGAUGUUUUCUGGUCAUUACUUUAUUUGAUCUGUGCAAAUAACUGAGUUGGAUCGCUUGUUGACAAAAUGAAAGUCAUCACUAUAUUCACUCGCUGUUUCCUGUACACUAUUUUGUGUACUUUGUCAAAAGCAGAUGUAAAACCCCAGUGCUACACGAUGGAAGUUUCACUUGACAACAAGAUGUCGAAUGUCAGCCUCAUGGCAAUACAUCAUUCGGAAUAUUUCACUAAAUGUUCCGCUAUGUGUGGUCAACUUUGCGCAUGCUUUGGCUUUAAUCCCCAACAAAAGAAGUGUCGCAUUCAUCAGUCAUGCGACCCAGCAGACAUGACCAUUAAUGAAAAAGGUUGGAGGAAUUUUUAUCCUGACGUGCGUUAUCUGCAUAAAAGUUGCAUGGAGAUUCUACAAAAUGACGCAGACGUGAAAGACAAAGAUGGGGUAUAUUCGAUAAAUGUCAAUAAUCAGAAAAAGAGUGUGUACUGUGAUAUGACUACCGAUGGAGGGGGUUGGACGGCUAUCCAAAAACGGCAGGAUGGAUCUACUGAAUUUUAUAGGACUUGGGCAGAUUACAAGAGGGGUUUUGGACAUCCAUCCAAAAACUACUGGAUUGGAAACGAUGCAAUUCACAAUUUGACAAAGACAAAUCAGGAACUACGAGUGGAGCUGUUGAGUUUUGAUGACGAGAAAGCGUACGCCCUGUACUCCACAUUUCAAGUUGGAGACGAGAGCAGUAAAUACCUGCUAACAGUGUCGGGGUAUAAUGGAACAGCGGGAGACAGUUUGGAGUACCACAAUGGAAAUAUGUUCACUACACAUGAUGAGGACAAUGACGGGUGGAGCGGUGGUAACUGUGCGGUAUACUACCACGGAACCUGGUGGUACGGUUACACUGCGUACUCCAACCUGAACGGUCAGUACGCCGGAUCCGCUGUGUCUGUUCGCAAAUACCCGCUAUGGUAUCAUUGGAAAUCCUCUAUCGCAUUAAAGGGGACAGCAAUGCUGAUUAGACACAAGAAUUAACAUCAAUAUAUACCGUGUUUGACAAAAUGACUAAAUCAUGUCCUGGUGGUAUGGUAUCUGUGCUGAAUCCAACCUGAACGGACAGUACGCCGGGUCCGCUGUGCCUGGUCUUCAAUACCCGGUCUGGUCUCUUUGGAAAGUUGACACAGCGUUAAAAGGGACAACAAUGCAGAGUAGACCCAAUUAAAUGAAUCAUGUCAUGGAUAUACUUAUGUAUCUAUGACAAAGAGAGAAUAAUUACGGACGCUUUAUGAAUAUCAAAAUCAAUGUAAUUGUUUCUUCAGUGAUGAACUGUAUCACUUUGUGUAAAAUGAUUGAGUUGUGUUCCAUUUAUUAGUAUAAGUCACUGAUUGUUAAACAAAUGAUUGUUCGUUAUCUUCACCUUGCAUGAUCAAUAUAUUAUAUGCACUACA
Molecule: messenger RNA, 1770 nt
Organism: Ostrea edulis (European flat oyster)
Lineage: Eukaryota; Metazoa; Mollusca; Bivalvia; Ostreida; Ostreidae
Product: fibrinogen-like protein A
Exons: 5
Coding region: 407-1357 (316 amino acids)
Source: RefSeq, a predicted model, not a curated record